This is a messenger RNA of Hermetia illucens (black soldier fly), 2612 nucleotides long. RefSeq names its product adipocyte plasma membrane-associated protein (gene Hmu). Gene Ontology annotation, biological process: biosynthetic process. The coding region runs from base 157 to 1878 and encodes 573 amino acids. Gene Ontology annotation, molecular function: strictosidine synthase activity. The transcript has 5 exons. The record is from RefSeq and is a predicted model, not a curated record. NCBI's taxonomy places the organism in Eukaryota, Metazoa, Arthropoda, Insecta, Diptera, Stratiomyidae.
UUGCAGUCUCACCUGACGUCGACGAACCUUGUUCCGCAAGCAGGGCGAGGAGUGCUGCGACUGGUCAAAUCCGUGAGGUGUCAUCUACGGUCGGUCAUAGUCUUGGAAAAGUGUGGUUCGUAUUUUGCCGGGAAGCGAGUAUAGAGCGCGAGAACGAUGGGAUUGCUGUAUGGAAUUGGGAUCCGGCUCAUGAACUUUGCCAUCUUCUUCCUGAUAAUUGUGCUGCUGCCCGGGCUUCCGCCCAAAACCCAUUUUCCGUUCACGGAGUUCGAAAUUACACCCUCGAAGGAGUUGCGUGGUCCACUUGAGCUGAACAAUCAUCUAGAUAAUGGAGAACGUCUUCUUGAUGGUAGAGUGUACGGUCCUGAGUGCCUACUUGCACGAAAGAAUGAAAUCUUUACAACAAUCCAUGGAGGCGAAAUUAUCAAAAUUACUGCAGAUCACAUUACACAUGUAGCAAAAUUCGGCCAACCAUGCGAAGCAAUCUAUGAAGAACAAAAGUGUGGACGUCCCCUUGGUAUGGAUUUCGACACUAUUGGCAAUAACCUGAUUGUAGCCGAUGCGUACUAUGGAAUUUGGCAAGUGGACAUUACAAACGGUAAAAAGAAGCUUCUGAUUUCGCCAAAUCAAGAACUUGAUGGCAAAAUUAAGAGGAAGGCAAAGAUCUUCAAUUCCGUCGCCGUUGACAAGAAGGGUGAUUUUUACUGGACUGAUAGCAGUUCAGAUUUCACCCUAGAGGAUGGUUUCUAUACGAUGAUGGCCAAUCCUUCGGGAAGAUUGUUCUUCUAUGAUCGGAAAAAGAAUGAAAGUAAGUUGUUACUAGAUGAAAUCUUCUUCGCCAAUGGAAUCGCUUUGAGUCCCAACGAAGACUUCAUUGUGAUUGCCGAGACAGGAGGGUCGCGGUUGUUGAAGUACUAUCUGCAGGGUCCAAAGAAAGGAAAGCAUGAAAUAUUUGUUGACGGAUUACCAGGAUCUCCAGAUAAUCUAACUCCGGAUGCAGAUGGUCUAUGGGUCCCACUUGUUAUCGCCCGUGAUGCUGAUCAUCCAGCCAUUUACCAAUCACUGUCACGAUUCCCUGUUAUUAGGUUAUUUAUUCUCCGAUUUUUGGCGUUAUUGGAGCUUCCAUUCCGACUAGUCAAUAAUGCAUUCCCGAACACUUACACCCAAAAAGUCCUGCAUUAUAUUGGGCACUUUGAAACUACACGUGCAUUAAUCCCGAAAAGAACAACAAUCUUAAGAGUAGAUUGGAGCGGAAAUAUCAUUGGAUCCCUGCAUGGCUUCGAUAAAUCAGUACAUUCUGUCUCUCACGUCUUAGAAUUGGGAGAGCAUUUGUAUUUGGGUUCGCCAUUCAAUAAUUAUCUGGGAAGAGUCAAGUUGCCACGUGGACCUCAAAUUAAGAUUCGUAACGUUAGAUACGAAGGUGUGGAACCUGUUGUUAGUGGCAAAGCUAAACCGAAAGAAGUCCCUACUACUACUACACCAAAACCAACCACGACUCCACCACCUACGACUACCACCCCAAAGCCAACUACAACAACACCUAAACCAACAACAACUACGACAACGCCUAAGCCAACCACAACAACACCAAAACCAACAACUACCACUCCAAAACCCACAACAGCGAAGCCUACCACUACGGCGGCUCCGAAAACUACAGCAAAACCUACCACUACUACCCCGAAGCCAACAACAGCGUCUCCUACGCAAUCAACUGCUCAAAAAAUAAAAGAAUCACAACCUUCUGCCGGUGCAAAGGAUACACGCAUCCCUCCCAAAGACCCCGCUCCGGUUGAAGAGAAAAUCGCAGACAGUGAGCCUCCGAAGCAGCCCAAGUUGAAGGUUAUCAAAAAGGGUGGAGCGCAAGGAGAAUUAUAAGGUGAUUUCGAGUUGUGCGGGAUUCUUUUCGGGAUUACAAUCAAAGUAUAUAAGCAGCUAUGAUCUAUUUGGCAUUUGACUAAAUUUGUUUUAAAACAAAAAAGGACGGAUAUCGAAGGGAUCUUAUUUUUCAAGCCAUAAUCUUUCGGUUGCUCAAAGAAUAAGAGCUACCUUCAUACACACAACCGCAUUUCCUAAAUAUUAGCUUUGUAUACAAAGUUGUAGCUUUUAUAUUAGACUGCCGUCAACGAAUUUUAUAGUUUUGCACAAAAUACCUAACAUCAUAGAAGUUACUAGUCUUGGUUAGCAAUUAUAAUUGCAAUUUGUCUUCACUUGGUUAACUUUUCAACAGCAAUCGAAAAGACUUGAAAUGUUCAAGAGCGCAUAGCGCUGACUGCUUCUGAUAAAACUAGUGUUCUUGUUGCACCCUUGUGAUUCUCGAAAGAAAUUGUUCAUUCCAAUCAAAUACGAUUUCCAAUCUUUUUUAAAUGUCGGGUGAGAAUGUCUUAGCGUUAAGUUUAGUGUGAUUCUUCUACGUUUUUUUUUCUACAUUUUGAAUUAAUUUAGAUUAAAAAUAUAAACAUUCUAAGAAGAACAUAUUGCAAUAAUGUAUAACAAUGAUCAUUCCAAGGGGUUUAUAACUAAAUGAAACGAUGUAAGAAUGAUUGUUGUGAUUAUGAGCGAAAAAAUAAAUAAAUAAAGUACAUUCAUAGGUAAUGUUGAGAUUACUAGAA